UCUCAUCACAAUCAUCAUCAUCUUCUUCCUCUAUGCAACUCACGAAUCUACGGUGUAUCCUCCCCUCCCCCACCAGGCUCCAUUUUAUACUCUUUAAUUAAAACCCUUUCAUUUACAAAGCCCCAUUCUCUUCUUUUAAGCUAAAAUCCCCAUUUCCCAAAGGUUAAAGCAAUACAAAUCUGCCCCCGACCCCCUUAGUUCCAUCUUUUUCUUCUUUUCAUUCACUUUCUUUACUUACUGUAUCAAGUUUGAAUCUUUGUAAUCUUCAUUACUACGACUUUUUUGGUAAUAUAAAAAAAGGGAAUAUAGUAUAAUUUUAAUUUGUUGCUCUGUUUUUAGUGGAAAAUAAUAAUAGAUACUCUGUUUUUAUAUAAUAACCCCAUUUCUAGAGAGAGAAAGAGUGGUUUGGGGAAGCUCUGCUGCUCUAUUGUUUAAUGGAUAAAAGCUGUAAUUCUUCUGGUGAGGGUGAUUCUACUGCUACUUCAGCAAGUAGUAGUAGCAGUGGUAAUAGAGAUAUGUAUUUGAAGCACCUAAACAAAAUCUCUCAUAAGAUCUCGAAACCCAUUAGAAAACCUAUGUUUUUUGAAAACCAGAAUCCUCCGCAGGCGCAGACCCAACACGCUCCACCGCCUCUUCCUCCUCCUCCUCCUCCUCCGCCUCCUCCAGCUGGGCAGCAAAAUUUGCACCCUCAGCCACAGCAACAACCGCCGGUGUAUAAUAUUAACAAGAGUGAUUUUAGGGAUGUUGUUCAGAAGCUUACGGGUUCCCCUGCUCAUGAAAGGAUUUCGACUCCUCCGCCUAUUCAACAACCCAAGGCUGCAAGUUCACGGUUGCAGAGGAUUCGUCCUCCGCCGCUUGCUCAGAUAAGCAACCGCCCACCUCCGUUUGUGAAUGGUUCUAAUAACGCCGUUGCUGGUGGAGGUAUCGGUGGGUUUGUUGGCGGUCAACGGCCUGUUCAGGUACAGCCGUUAUCUCCUCUCCCACCGUUUCCGGCGGUGCAUGCGUCGGCGGAAUCGCCGAUCUCCGCUUACAUGAGGUUUCUACAGAGCUCAAUCGCUUCUGCUUCGACUGAUUCCGAUUCCAAGCGAUUCUCUACUGGGCUAUCACCACUAGCUCCGCGGUGGAACAACUUCGGUGCACCGCAGCAGCAGCCACCAUUUCCGCCUCCUCAGCCGCAUCAACAGAACAUUCCUCCGCCACCGACAAACUCCUCCUUUGUUUUACCACCGUUUCCUGCUUUUCCCUCAUCGCCACUUCCGUUUGGGUGUUUGCCGUCGCCAAGGUCGCCGUACGGUUUGCUAUCUCCCGGUCUUCUGCUUUCACCGUCCCGUCAACUAGGGUUUCAGCAGCUCCCUUUGUCGCCGACACUUCCAGUGGCAAGCCCGAAGUGGAAGGGUAUUUGAGGAAUUUCAUAGAAACAUUAAAAAGGUAAGUCUUUUAGGAGUUUUUCAAAAAAAAAUUGUUUUGUUUUUUAUAAUAGGAAUAUAGUUUAUAAUUUGUACAUUUUGGGGGAAUCAUUGGAUUAUAUUGAAGAGUAGAGUCUUUUAUGCCCAAAUAUGAUGUAGCUAGCUAUUAAAUGGCUAAUUAGGGGUUUGUUUUGUUGUACAUGAAUGUUAAAAG
This is a messenger RNA of Solanum verrucosum, 1620 nucleotides long. Its product is annotated as VQ motif-containing protein 9. The coding region runs from base 435 to 1403 and encodes 322 amino acids. The record is from RefSeq and is a predicted model, not a curated record. NCBI's taxonomy places the organism in Eukaryota, Viridiplantae, Streptophyta, Magnoliopsida, Solanales, Solanaceae. The transcript has a single exon.